Molecule: messenger RNA, 1812 nt
Organism: Sapajus apella (tufted capuchin)
Lineage: Eukaryota; Metazoa; Chordata; Mammalia; Primates; Cebidae
Gene: SVOPL
Product: SVOP like
Exons: 16
Coding region: 214-1692 (492 amino acids)
Biological process (GO): transmembrane transport
Cellular component (GO): membrane
Molecular function (GO): transmembrane transporter activity
Source: RefSeq, a predicted model, not a curated record
AUCCGGAUCUGAGACCUGACCUGAAAGGAGAGGAUAAGAGCAGGGGGCCGGGUGUCUUGGGAUUGCAAGUCUGGACACCCCCAGAAGCCAUUGGUGCUCCAGCUUCCACCUAAGACUUGCCCAUGGUGAGGGGAGCAAAAGGGCCUGCAAUUAGAAGGCCGUCCAAGGAGGAUACAGAGGUAAGCUGUUUGGGGUACUUGAGCUAUUGAGAAGAUGGCAACUAAGCCAACAGAGCCCGUCACGAUCCUCAGCCUUCGGAAGUUGAGCCUGGGGACCACAGAGACACAGAUUAAAGAGCCAAAGAUGUUCACCGUGGAAGAUGCAGUGGAGACCAUCGGCUUUGGACGUUUCCACAUUGCUCUCUUUCUGAUCAUGGGCAGCACUGGGGUGGUUGAGGCCAUGGAGAUCAUGCUGAUAGCUGUUGUGUCUCCGGUCAUCCGCUGUGAGUGGCAACUGGAGAAUUGGCAGGUGGCAUUAGUAACCACGAUGGUGUUUUUUGGCUACAUGGUCUUCAGUAUCCUCUUUGGCCUCCUGGCUGACAGAUACGGCCGCUGGAAGAUUCUGCUCAUCUCGUUCCUGUGGGGAGCCUACUUCUCCUUGCUGACCUCGUUUGCUCCUUCGUACAUCUGGUUUGUCUUCCUGCGGACAAUGGUGGGCUGUGGCGUGUCCGGCCACUCACAAGGGUUAAUCAUAAAGACUGAAUUUUUGCCCACAAAAUACCGAGGCUAUAUGUUACCCUUGUCUCAGGUGUUCUGGCUCGCAGGCUCCCUGCUCAUCAUUGGCCUGGCCUCUGUGAUCAUCCCCACCAUCGGGUGGCGCUGGCUCAUCCGUGUCGCCUCCAUCCCGGGCAUCAUCCUCAUCAUGGCCUUCAAGUUUAUUCCUGAAUCUGCCCGGUUCAAUGUCUCCACUGGGAACACUCCGGCUGCCCUGGCCACUCUGGAGCGCAUCGCCAAGAUGAACCGUGCCGUCAUGCCAGAGGGGAAGCUGGUGGAGCCCGUCCUGGAAAAAAGAGGAAGGUUUGCAGACCUAUUGGAUGCUAAAUAUUUACGGACCACAUUACAGAUCUGGGUCAUAUGGCUUGGAAUCUCCUUUGCCUACUACGGGGUUAUCUUGGCCAGCGCUGAGCUGCUGGAGCGGGACCUGGUCUGUGGUUCGAAGUCAGACUCUGAGGUGGUCGUGACUCAGGGGAACUCAGAGGAGGGCCAGAGCCCCUGCCACUGCCACUUGUUUGCACCCUCCGACUAUCAGACCAUGAUCAUCAGCACUGUCGGUGAAAUUGCUCUGAAUCCUUUAAAUAUCCUGGGCAUCAAUUUCCUGGGAAGACGGCUGAGCCUUUCCAUUACCAUGGGAUGCACGGCUUUAUUCUUCCUUCUCCUCAACAUUUGCACAUCAAGUGCCGGCCUGAUUGGCUUCCUCUUUGUGCUGAGGGCCCUGGUGGCUGCAAACUUCAACACCAUCUACAUUUACACAGCUGAGGUCUACCCCACCACGAUGCGAGCUUUGGGGAUGGGAACCAGCGGCUCCCUGUGUCGCAUUGGUGCAAUGGUGGCGCCAUUUAUAUCCCAGGUUCUUAUGAGUGCAUCAAUAUUGGGGGCCCUGUGUCUUUUCUCAUCUGUCUGUGUUAUAUGCGCCAUUUCUGCAUUUACUCUCCCCAUUGAGACCAAAGGACGGGCCUUACAGCAAAUUAAAUGAAGAUCUGCAAAGCUACGUCUACCAGACGAGAAAAAUGACUUCCAUCUUCAGAACUGUGGUACAUUACUUAAAACUUGGUUUUACUUCUGUAUGUCACUCAGUAGUAAAGUGAUUAUGAUU